CUGCGGACGCGGCACCCGGUGACCCGCCCAGAGCUAGGCUGCCGCGGGGCUGAAGCGCGGGGUUAACGCUGGGUGACCCGGGCUGCCGAGCGCGGGCGUCCAGCUGUCUGCGGGGCAACCAUGGCGGAGGCCGCGCCGCAGCACCUGUCGCUGCCCUCGGGGCUGCUGGAGUUGUGCGCGCUACUGGGCGCUCCUCGCGACAGCCUUCGCAGCCUUGAGCAGGUCAUCCAAAAGAGGGGAGUCAGAAGCCUCCCCUCUCUCGACCCAGAGGUUCUGUCUGUUUUUGUGCCUCCUUUUAUCAGUAAAGAGGACAGCCAGGGACCUGCUACGAACUGUGCAACCCUAGGGAAGGGCAGGAGGCGCUCCUUCAGGAAGAAGAGAGAGAAGCCCAAGACAGAGGCCUGGAAGGGCCCCCCGACGGACUCCAGAGGUCCUGAUUCUGAGGACAUCAGCGUCCCAGGCGGUGUGGACCUCCAUGCUCUGCCCCAACUGUGCUUUCCAGGAGGCAUGCAUGUGGCCCCAGAACCAAAGGAGGACCAAAUCCAUUUUCUGGUGCUGACUGAUGUGUGUGGGAACAGGACCUAUGGUGUGGUGGCCCAGUACUACCGACCCCUGCAUGAUGACUGCUGUUUCUACAAUGGCACAGCACACUUGGAGCUGGCUUGGCCGAGUUUGGUGGGUGCUGCCGGCUGUUUUGUGCCCUUUGCAGUGUGUGUGGUCUCCAGGUUCCCCUACUACAACUCCCUCAAGGACUGCCUCUCCUGUUUAUUGACUCAUCUGAAGCUCUGUAAAGACUUUGAAGUUGACAAUCACAUAAAAGAUUUUGCCGCAAGACUGUCGUUAAUACCUAGUCCCCCACCUGGACCACUCCAUUUGAUGUUUAACGUGAAGCCGCUGCACGUCGUGUUUCCCUCCCGAGUAGACCCUGACAGCCCUGUCAUCGACCUGGACCUUCACCUGCCCUUGCUGUGCUUCCAGCCCGAGAAGGUGCUUCAGAUCCUCGCCUGCCUUCUGACGGAGCGGCGGAUUGUGUUCUUCUCUUCGGACUGGGCCCUGCUGACCCUCAUCGCUGAGUGCUUCAUGAUCUACCUCCACCCCCUGCAGUGGCAGCACACCUUUGUGCCCAUCCUGUCGGGCCAGAUGCUGGAUUUUGUCAUGGCUCCUACGUCUUUUCUCAUGGGCUGCCACCUUGACCACUUUGAAGAAGUCAGCAAGGAAGCCGAUGGUUUAAUUCUCAUAGACAUUGAUCAUGGUAGCAUUACCUGCUCUAAGUCCUCAGCCAGUGACAUGGACAUUCCUGACAUCCCAUUCCUGGUGGCGCAGACGUUCAUUCAGAGGGUCCAGAGCCUGCAGCUCCACCCCGAGCUACACCUCGCUCACCUGAGCUCCAGCACAGAUCUGAAUGAGGGCCGCGCCCGCCAGCGAGCCUGGCAGCAGACACUCAACUCCUGCAUCCAGCACAUCACCCUGCAGCUGCUUGUGGGCAUCUUCAGGGAGGUGAAGAAGCACCUGAAUUACGAACACAGGGUGUUUAACAGUGAGGAAUUUCUCAAAACAAGAGCCACAGGGGAGCAGCGGUUCUAUAAACAGGUUUUGGACACCUACAUGUUCCACUCUUUCCUGAAAGCCCGGCUCAGCCGCAGGAUGGAUGCCUACGCGCAGAUGGACCUGGACACCCAGUCUGAGGAGGACAGAAUCAGUGGGAUGCUUAUAAGUCCCAGGAGGCCAACAGUGGAGAAGAUGGCAUUAAGGAAGUCCUCGCCUCUGAACAUCACCCACAGGCGCAUGGUGGUCAGUAUGCCCAGCCUGCAGGACAUCACCCUGCCUGAGCUGCCGGCCAGGAACUCCUCGCUCCGCAUCAUGGACACCACAGGAUGCAGGGACAGCAGCCCAGUUCUGAAUGUGGCCCCUAAGUCCACGUAUACAUUCAAGAUUCCCGAAAUCCACUUCCCGCUGGUGAGCCAGUGCAUACAGGCAUAUCACGCCAACUUUGUCACCCUGCUGAGCAAGGCCAUGAGCCUCCUGGGCCCUGACAACUCCCUGCUCCUGGCCAGGUACUUCUACCUGCGUGGCCUCGUCCACCUGAUGCAGGGGCAGCUGCUGAGUGCCCUCUCAGAUUUCCAGAACCUGUACAAGACGGACAUCCGGAUUUUCCCUACUGACCUUGUCAAGGGCACUGUGGAAUCUAUGUCGGCUCCUGAGCGCACCCAGGCUGAGCAGACGCCUGAACUGAGGAGACUCAUCACUGAGGUCCUGGACAAGCCAGGAGAGGCCACCAAGGCAGACGACGCUGUGAAGCACUUUGAGCUGCCCAAGAAGCAUAUGCAGCUGGAAGACUUCGUAAAAAGGGUUCAGGAAUCGGGGAUUGUCAAGGACACCAACAUCAUACACCGGCUGUUCGAUGCACUGACUGUAGGACAGCAGAAAUUGAUUGACCCAGAAACAUUCAGAGAUUUCUACAACUGCUGGAAGGAGACAGAAGCCCAGGCCCAGGAGGUCAGUCUGCCGUCCCUGGUGGUGGAGCAUCUGGAUAAAAAUGAGUGUGUCUACAAGCUGUCAAGCUCUGUCAAGACCAACCGUGGCGUCGGCAAGAUCGCCAUGACCCAGAAGCGCCUGUUCCUGCUGACUGAGGGGAGGCCGGGCUAUGUGGAGAUCUCCACCUUUAGGAAUAUAGAGGAAGUCAGAAGCACCACGGUCGCUUUUCUCCUCCUGAGAAUACCCACCUUGAAAAUUAAAAUGAUGUCCAAGAAAGAGGUCUUCGAGGCCAACCUGAAAUCUGAGUGUGACCUCUGGCACCUCAUGGUCAAGGAGAUGUGGGCUGGAAAGAAGCUGGCCGAUGACCACAAGGACCCACAGUACGUCCAGCAGGCACUGACCAACGUCUUACUGAUGGAUGCCGUGGUCGGCACGCUGCAGUCCCCAGGAGCCAUCUAUGCUGCUUCCAAGUUGUCUUACUUUGAUAAGAUGAAAAAUGAAAUGCCCAUGGCUGUCCCCAAGACGACCUCAGAGACACUCAAACACAAAAUCAACCCUUCGGCGGGGGAGACGGGCCCGCAAGCCAUUGACGUCUUGCUGUACACACCAGGGUACCUUGACCCCGCGGAGAAAGUAGAGGAUGCUCACCCCAAGUUAUGGUGCGCCCUGAACGAAGGCAGAGUAAUCGUGUUUGAUGCCUCCUCUUGGACCAUCCAUCAGCCCUGCUUUAAAGUGGGCACCUCCAAGGUGAACUGCAUGGUGAUGGCGGAGCAGAGCCAGGUGUGGAUUGGCUCAGACGACUCUGUCAUCUACAUUAUCAAUGUCCACAGCAUGUCCUGCAACAAGCAGCUCACAGACCACCGCACUGGUGUCACGGGCCUGAUCGUGCAAGACGGGAAGAAGCCCAGCGAGGUCUACUCCUGCAGCUUGGAUGGGACAGUCCUGGCAUGGAACGUCAGCACGCUGCGGGUGACCUGCAGCUUCCAGCUCCCCUACUGCGGCCUCACGUCCAUCAGCCUGCACAGCAGCAGCCUGUGGUGCUGCACGGACAGCAGCAUUGUGGUAGUAACGACGCACGGCACCCGGUGCCAAGAGCUGAGGAUAGACGAGGACGUCGGGGAGGCACAGAACUCCUUCUUGGGCCUGCAGCUUCUCCCCGAGCAGGGGCAGCUGUGGGCUGCCUGUGCAGGGCACAGUGAGGUGUACAUCUGGAGCCUGCAGGACCUGGCUCAGGCCCCGCAGCGGAUUCACCUGCAGGACUGCUCUGAGGUCAGCUGCAUGAUCCGGGUGAAGAGGCAGAUCUGGGUGGGCGGCAGGGGACUGUCACAGGGAAGACUUAAAGGGAAGAUCUAUGUGAUUGACGUGGAGAAGAAGACAGUGGAAAAGGAGUUGCUGGCACAUGCAGACACCGUGAGGACCCUGUGCUCUGCCGAGGACCGAUAUGUGCUGAGUGGGUCAGGCAGGGAAGAGGGCAAGAUUGCCAUCUGGAAAGUGGAGUGACGGUGGGCACAUGAGCAGGCGGCAGCCUGCCCUGCCAGCUGUGCAGGCCUCACUGGAGCUGUCCCCAGAGCAGCAGCCCUGAAGGCUGUGCAAGGGCCGAGCCACCCAGUCAGGUGGAGAGCUGUCUGGGCCCGUGUGGAAUGUGUCCUCUCUGUGGGCCUAGGACAAGAGCUUCCGGCCCGAGGGCAGCUCAAGCCAGGUGCGCCUCAGGCUGGUGGCUACGGCUCAGUUGGAUAACAGCUACCUCUGCUGGGCAGCUACCGUGUGUGCUGCCUGGAAAGUUCCAAACUCUACAACCAGGGUCAGCACUGGGUGCACCAGUUUAGCUAAAUCACACAUGCCCUGGAGCCCCUGGCAUCUGGCUUUGCGUCUCUUAUACUUCACGCAUUCACAUUUCGGUGUCAGCAGGGUGACAAUGUCUGGGCAUCAUGUUGAGCCAAGUCACUAGUCUUCCAGUGACUCCUAAUUUCCAGCCAGUCUUCUGGGCAUUUUACAGUAACCACUUUGGUUGGGCGGGUUUGCACUGCCCAGGCUGCCCUGUCAGAACAGAUGGCCUGCCUGAGCGGGCGACAACACUGGGAUCAAAUCUGUGCAGUCAGGCAUGGGCUCACUUUAUCUUCCCUCUUCUCACCUCCCCCCCCCUUCCCUUCCCUGUCCUUCUUCCUCCCUCCCUUCUCUUUUCUCCUUCCUGCCUCCCCCCUUUGGGCAGCACUAGGAUUCAAGCUCAGGGCUUUAAAAUGAGCUGUAUCCCAGUCCCUCUUUCUAUUUUGAGAUAGGAUCUUGCCAACUCGCUAAAUUGCUCAGGCCGAGCUCAGACUCAGUCUCCUGCCUCAGCCUCCUUGAGUACUGGGGUUAGAGGUGUGUUCUACCACCCCUGGCCUCUCUUUCCUCAUGAAUUCAAAGUUUGUAUGUAAAAUGAAGAAACCUAGAGGCUUUGUUUCUUUGAAAGUCAUAGACAGAAAGGUCUGUCUGGAAGAACAGGCACUAUCUUAUCUCCGGAACAGCUGCCUCCCAGGGCACAGCCCUGUCCUGAGUCGCUGUAAAUGUGUGUAUAUAUAGGUGAUGCUUUAUUAUGUAACUGUAAAAUAUAUUUGCAAAAGAGCCUUUGCCCAUUAUUAUGCUGUGGUUAAGAUUUCAUUCCUGAAGCAUUAGGUGAGGGUGCUGCUGGUGUUGUCCCUGAAGCUGGAGGGAGGGAGCACUGAUCUCUUUGAACAUUACCAGGGCAUGUGGCCUGUCCCUGUGGACCUAGCCUGAGCUCAGCUACCAGCCCUCUGCAGCUUCUGCCUCGGUUUUGAGGACAUAGCCAAGCACCAGAGCAGAGCCUGCCCACCGACGGGCUGCUGAGGGAGUUAGCAGGGCCAUACUCUGGCCCACAGACGUCUCCUGGUGGACACCUCGGCUUUCGAAGAACCAUGUCGCUGAGUGAUAUUUUCCCCCACGGUGUGGGCUCUUCAGGGUGUUCUGGAACGUGCUGCAGCAAGAGCUUGAUGCUUGUGGAGCGGUCCCCAGAUUCCAGAAGGGGGGCCUGGCCAUCAGUGAAGGGCACAGGUUGAAUUUUGCUGUUGUAAACACAUGGACUUACAAGGGAAGUCUGUCGAAAAGAUGUGUAUAAAUUAUUUAAUGCCAGCCCAGAUGUAACCAGGUAUUUUCAGCUUGUGAAUAAUAAAUUCAUUUAUU
Octodon degus (degu) is the source of this 5652-nucleotide messenger RNA. It is a transcript of the gene Dennd3, whose product is annotated as DENN domain containing 3. Lineage: Eukaryota; Metazoa; Chordata; Mammalia; Rodentia; Octodontidae. Gene Ontology annotation, molecular function: protein binding. The record is from RefSeq and is a predicted model, not a curated record. Gene Ontology annotation, cellular component: cytoplasmic vesicle. The coding region runs from base 121 to 3975 and encodes 1284 amino acids. The transcript has 23 exons. Gene Ontology annotation, biological process: regulation of Rab protein signal transduction.